This is a messenger RNA of Anastrepha ludens (Mexican fruit fly), 1502 nucleotides long. RefSeq lists its product as uncharacterized. NCBI's taxonomy places the organism in Eukaryota, Metazoa, Arthropoda, Insecta, Diptera, Tephritidae. The transcript is spliced from 4 exons. The record is from RefSeq and is a predicted model, not a curated record. Bases 187 to 1449 code for a protein of 420 amino acids.
UUCACCAUCGCAAAGCCAAACCGACAAAUGCAUAAAAGCUGCAAUCAAUUGUAGACGCAUCUCAAAUAACAAUUUCAACUUUAAGUACUCACAAACUACCACAGUUAGCUAUUUAACAAAAACGCGCAAUAAACAAUAUUGGCAGAACAAAAAAAAUCAAACACAACAAAAUAAAAACAAUUAAACAUGAGUACCACUGUUACGAGUGUUUCCGACUAUCCUGAAUACCUAAGCGAAGAAACCUUUAAACGAUUACUAACGCAGAAUUUUGGCGCGCAAGCACAAUUACGCGACUUACAAGUGAUACCGCAAAAAUCAUUUGGUAAUUAUUGCAGCGAUAUCUACCGCGUAAAGUUGAUAUAUGAUUUGCAUGGACUGUCAAGUGCAGAAAAUCUGCGUGGGGAAACGAAUGAAGAUCAACGUGUACUACAAGUGCUUGUGAAGGAUUUGUUCGAAAAUCUCUCCACGAUUUCUAAUGAGAACUUUAUGUACGAACAGGUGCUACCCGAGAUCAAUAAAAUAUUGCACAUUUGUGGCCUGGAAUCGGCGUCACCAACUGUAUACUACACGUUAAAAACUAAAAAUGAAAUACAUUUCUUCGAGGAUCUGACUCCGCGUGAGUAUAUAGUGCGUCCGCGUACUAUUGGCUACAAUGAGGAUGAAACACGUUUGCUAUUCAAGCGCUUGGGAGAGUAUCAUGCGGCGUCGCUUAUCUAUACAGAGUCGCAUCCUGAGGUAAGAAAUAAACUGCGUCAGUUCUAUGCCGUCAGCGAUCCGGCGCUUGAGCUCUUCAUCGAAGACCAAAUGCAUGGUAAUAUAGAGCAUGUUGUUAAAAUUAUCGAAACUUGGUCCGGCUUCGACGGCAUAAUUGACAAAAUGCGAAAAAAUACAGGUGAGGUGUUCCGAAAUAAAUUCCUUCCGUUAUUCGAUGCGUCACAAGCUGGACUAACUUUGAUACUACAUGGCGAUAUGUGGAUUGCUAAUAUACUUUUGUCGUACAAUAGUAACGAUGGCAAAACGAAGGAUGCAGUGUUCUUGGAUUAUCAGAACAGCUUCUACGGCAGUCCCGCCUUUGACAUUCAUAAUCUUUUCAUGACAAGCGUACAAUUGUCGGUGAUUGUGGAGUGCUACGAUGCCAUUAUUGCACAUUAUUAUGCAUCCUUUCGUUCAACUUUGCUUGCGGCUAAGUAUCCUGUAGAGAACAUUCCAAGUUUUCAGUGUAUUCUAGAUGAACUGCGUCGCACCGAUUACUUCAAUUACUAUCUACUCACUUUCCCGUUCGCACAAACUAUGUUAAGUGAUGAUAUGACGAAAGGUAUGAGUUUCAAUGAAUUUCAGAAUAAGCAGCGCUUGGAGCUGAAUCGUAUGGAUAUCUAUAGCAACGCGCGAGUUUUGGAUACAUAUAAAUAUAUGCUAAAGUCAUUCGAUGAAAGAGGCUUACUGGAUUAGUAUUACCCCACAUCUGCAGUGGAAAUUAUGCUGUCAAUUCUUUUAAAGCAAAU